Messenger RNA from Indicator indicator, 565 nucleotides. RefSeq names its product ribosomal protein S16 (gene RPS16). The transcript is spliced from 6 exons. Lineage: Eukaryota; Metazoa; Chordata; Aves; Piciformes; Indicatoridae. Gene Ontology annotation, biological process: translation; maturation of SSU-rRNA from tricistronic rRNA transcript (SSU-rRNA, 5.8S rRNA, LSU-rRNA). Gene Ontology annotation, cellular component: ribosome; cytosolic small ribosomal subunit. Bases 78 to 518 code for a protein of 146 amino acids. The record is from RefSeq and is a predicted model, not a curated record. Gene Ontology annotation, molecular function: structural constituent of ribosome; RNA binding.
GGCUCGGCUGCCCCUGAGAAGAGGUUAGGAAGCCCCGUUCGGCCUUUUCCUGGUGCCGCCGCUGAGAGAAGGGAGUCAUGCCGGCCAAGGGCCCCCUGCAGAGCGUUCAGGUCUUCGGGCGGAAGAAAACAGCAACUGCUGUUGCCCACUGCAAGAGAGGAAAUGGCCUCAUUAAAGUGAAUGGAAGACCUCUGGAAAUGAUUGAGCCCAGAACUCUGCAAUAUAAACUGCUUGAACCUGUCCUCCUCCUGGGGAAGGAACGGUUUGCUGGUGUUGACAUCAGAGUCCGUGUAAAGGGUGGUGGCCACGUAGCACAAAUCUAUGCUAUCCGUCAAGCUAUUUCCAAAGCCUUGGUGGCUUACUACCAAAAAUAUGUUGAUGAAGCUUCCAAAAAGGAGAUCAAGGAUAUUUUAAUUCAGUAUGAUAGGACUCUGCUGGUUGCUGAUCCUCGCCGUUGUGAGUCCAAGAAAUUUGGAGGACCUGGUGCCCGUGCACGCUACCAGAAGUCUUACCGUUAAAGUUGUUACAUACUCAUGUGAAAGUCAAUAAACAUGAAAGAGAAUUU